Messenger RNA from Aspergillus puulaauensis, 858 nucleotides. RefSeq lists its product as uncharacterized. The coding region runs from base 1 to 858 and encodes 285 amino acids. The record is from RefSeq and is a predicted model, not a curated record. Lineage: Eukaryota; Fungi; Ascomycota; Eurotiomycetes; Eurotiales; Aspergillaceae. The transcript has 3 exons.
AUGGCAUCAGAAGUCGACCUCAACGGCCUCGACCUCCCCGAAUUUGGCUUCCUCCCUUUCGACCUUUAUGUCAUGGCAAAAUGGAACCAGGCCUCCCCCCUCUCCACCAUACAACAAAAGAAACAGCUCGUCGAAGAGUGGAUUAAACUAGGCAAAUACGGACGAAGAGAAUAUCUUGGCUCAAUUCCUCCACCAGGAGAAAUCCCCAGCAACGUCCCUAAAGACCUCCUAAGUCCCAAAGAACGCGCCCACAACGGGCAGAUCGAGCGCACGCUCUUUAUCCGGACAUGGUACGGGGACGCUAGUGAUCCAGCGAGCCAGGAGAAAUCGGAUGAGGAUUAUGCGCAUUUGGUUGAGGUCAUUUCGUCCGAAUACGGCGAGAUGGGACUUAUGAUGGAUGAAUUCUUUAUUUUUGAUCAGAAGGAGGAGCUAUCGUGGUCUUCCUUUCUUUCUACUCAGAGCAGCGAUGUCGAGUUUUCCGACGGGGUCGCGAUUCCCAGACCGGGAUGUAUUCCCUCGUAUGUUCUGGCCGCGCUGAUGCACUGUCCUGACCAGAUCGGGGGGAAUCAAAUUGAGAAUUUUCAUGACCUCGUUUCUGCUGAGGAAGUUGAGGGCUGGCAGAUGCUCCUUGUGCUUGUUGCGGAUCGCGAGGCGUGUGAAGAGGGGUGGGUGCUGCAUCUCGCGAUCAAUCACAAGGGGCAGGUUCUUCCUUUCCGGAUCAGGGACGGGGCGGACUGGGUUUCAGCGAGUUAUGGGAAUUGGAAUGAUGGGCAGCAAUUGACAGAGAAUACGCAGAACCCUGAGGAGGACACGGAGAAGUAUAUGGACCAUGGGGGUGGUGGGAGUGGAUGGGAUUGA